AUGAACGCCACCAUCGACUGGAAUUGGAAAAGACCUGUGGGAGUGGCUGCGGAACACCACGGACCUCCAGGACUCACGGCCGCGGGCCAAACGGCGGCCUAUGGUCAAGACGGCAAGUUCAAGAAGAUGUUCGGCUGGGGAGACUUCCAUUCCAACAUCAAGACCGUCAAACUCAACCUACUCAUCACCGGGAAGAUCGUCGACCACGGCAACGGGACUUUCAGCGUGUACUUCCGACACAACUCCACGGGUCAAGGGAACGUCUCGGUGAGCCUAGUCCCGCCCACCAAGAUCGUGGAGUUCGACGUGGCUGCUCAACAAUCCGUGAUCGACGCCAAGGAUUCCAAGUCGUUCAACUGUCGCAUCGAGUACGAGAAGGUGGAGAAGGGAGCCAAGAACACGCUUUGCAACUUUGACCCGUCCAAGACAUGCUACCAGGAGCAGACGCAGAGUCACGUGUCCUGGCUCUGCUCGAAAGCCUUUCAAAGUCAUCUGCAUCUUCAUUUCCUUCUAUAG
Messenger RNA from Knipowitschia caucasica, 516 nucleotides. Lineage: Eukaryota; Metazoa; Chordata; Actinopteri; Gobiiformes; Gobiidae. The record is from the annotation of a GenBank genome assembly.